This is a messenger RNA of Penicillium atrosanguineum, 1713 nucleotides long. RefSeq names its product putative MFS multidrug transporter. Bases 1 to 1713 code for a protein of 570 amino acids. The transcript has a single exon. Gene Ontology annotation, cellular component: fungal-type vacuole membrane. Gene Ontology annotation, molecular function: basic amino acid transmembrane transporter activity. The record is from RefSeq and is a predicted model, not a curated record. NCBI's taxonomy places the organism in Eukaryota, Fungi, Ascomycota, Eurotiomycetes, Eurotiales, Aspergillaceae. Gene Ontology annotation, biological process: transmembrane transport; basic amino acid transport.
AUGAGUGCUCAUGAUGGGGGACAUCUGGCUGCUUCACAUCCAUCUGAGGCCACUCCGCUUUUGCGAGAAGAAACAAUCCGAGAAAGCACACAAUGCCGAAGCGUGGUCACCGAAGAUGUUGAAGCAGGCUCAUCGAGCUCAGGUGAUUUCAACGAGGUGACUACACUCGGUCUCACUCGGGUCAGUUCGCUCUCCGGGUUGGACAUUGAACCGAAUCUAGAGAGAUUGGUGUCGAACACAUCCACCAAUGACGCCUGCGAGGAUCUAGACGACAGCUACGCGGCGCGAUUCAUUGAUGUAUCCCCCACCAGGUUUUGGCUGAUCUUCUCUGGCGUAUUGAUGGGUUACCUGAUCGGCUUUUUUGACUCGACUCUCAUGGCCUCCAGCCACCCUGUCAUCACAUCGUAUUUCCAUUCAGCUAAUGCUGCAUCGUGGUUGUCGACUGCAUUCUUACUCACAUCUACGGCUUUCUUGCCUCUAUUCGGGCGCGUUUCUGAUGCAUUUGGUCGGAAGCCGGUUUACCUCUUCUCUAUAGCCAUGUUCUUCCUCACAACGGCAUGGUGUGGUCUCGCCCAGAGCAUCGGUAGCUUUAUCGCUGCCCGGGCGCUGUGCGGAAUGGGUGCGGGUGGUGUUUUCUCGAUGGGUCAGAUCGUAUCUAGUGAUCUGGUGCGCAUCGAGUAUCGCGGUACCUAUCAGUCAUAUCUUAAUCUCUGCCUCGGCAUUGGCAGUUGCUUAGGCCUUGCGUUCGGUGGUCUUCUUUGCGAUCAGAUUGGUUGGAGAGGAGCUUUCCUCAUUCAACUGCCCUUUAUCCUUAUUCUGUUCAUCACUGCAUCCAGCACGAUCCCACCGGGUCUUGGAAUAAAGCGGGUAGGGUCUGAGCGCAUGAGUGUCUUGCGUCUAAUCCGAAGUGUCGACUUGACUGGCUCAUUGUUUUUGAUUCUGGCGGUCACGGCUUUGAUUAUGGGAUUGAAUUUGGGUGGAAAUGUCUUCCCCUGGACUCACCCUCUGGUCAUCGGCUCCUUGGUCGCAUCGGUCAUUUUAUCAAUUGUGCUCGUGCGAUACGAGAGAAACAUCCCCCGGGCAGUUUUGCCGAUUAAACUGCUUUCAAAGAAUCCUCGCGCCAGCAUCAUCUUCGGCAACUUUUUCGGGUCCAUGUCCGUAAAUACGAUGAUGUUCAACGCCCCAUUGUAUUUCCAGGCUGUGAAACUCUCCAGUCCAACUGACUCCGGCUUGCGGCUUGUGGCAGCUUCAAUCGCGGUUACUGCAUCUAGUGUCGGAACCGGUUUCCUGAUUACAUGGUCCAAACGGCUGAAGCCCACGAUUAUUAUCGGUGGUGUUUGCAUGUUGCUUGGAGGGUGUGCCGCAGCCACGAUGGGCGUUCACACAGCCCCAGCAGUUGCGAUGCUCUGUGUUUCCUUUUCAAGUCUUGGACAAGGCUUCGCGUUCCCUUCUUUGAUGGUCUCGAUUCUCGCUACAAGUGAACAAGAUGAUCAAGCCGUGGCAACUACGACGCUAGGUCUAGCCCGUAAUCUGGGUUCUGUGAUGGGUGUGGCUAUCAGUAGCUGGAUUUUCCAAAAUUCGCUUGUCUAUCAACUUAACCAGAAAGUAACUGGCGCUGAGAAGGGGCGUAUCAUUGGUCUUGUUCGCAAGUCGAUUCGUGCUAUUGGUGAUCUUGAUAUGAAUCAUCGACAAGAAGGUUCGUUAUAUCAAUGA